AUGCCAGUGUUUUACAGCCCGAUACCCCAGAAUCUGAGAGUGGGUCUGGCAAACGCCAGUAGUGCCAUAUUUAUCAACAACAAAACAAGAGAUAGCGGUUAUCUGGGGGGACAUGGCAUUGAGAAUGAAGGUGAGUUUUCCAGCAAGGUUUCAUCUCACCUGCCUCUGCAGAUGCUUCUCUACUUCAAUAUGUUCUUCUUUCCUUUCUGGUGGCUCUCUGAGAUUGUCAUGCUGGACUUAAAGUUCACCCUACUGCCUGGAUACUACCAGUGUCUGAUGGUGGGUGGAAUGGUAAUAAUUAGCGCACUUGAGGUUCUCCGUGUGUACCUCGGCUACGUUGGGAACCUGAAAGAAAAGGUCCCGGAGCUUGCUGCUUUCUUGCUGAUCUCUUUAGCUUUCCAGCUGCCCAUCCUCCUCUUCUUCCUCACCGAUGAAGGCCUGAUCAUCCUCCCUCUGGAGCAAGCAGUGCACGCUCUGUAUCUGGCCUUCCUCCUGGGCGAGGUGUUGUCUUCAUUUGUGGCUCUGAGGGUCAUGACGAGGAAACUCACGCUGCAGUUCCACCUCAGGCAGUUCAGGCCUGUAGACACAUCCUCUAUGUUCAGCUUCUCUUGUGGAAACAGGAGUGUGUUACCGGUUCUCCCUACGCUCAGAGACGCCCAACCACAGUGAUUAGACACAGGUGCUGUGUUUCAUUUGAAGUUACC
Ictalurus furcatus (blue catfish) is the source of this 704-nucleotide messenger RNA. Its product is annotated as transmembrane protein 17A. NCBI's taxonomy places the organism in Eukaryota, Metazoa, Chordata, Actinopteri, Siluriformes, Ictaluridae. The transcript is spliced from 4 exons. Gene Ontology annotation, cellular component: ciliary transition zone. Gene Ontology annotation, biological process: non-motile cilium assembly. The coding region runs from base 1 to 669 and encodes 222 amino acids. The record is from RefSeq and is a predicted model, not a curated record.